AUGGAUCCAAAGCAAAAGCCACUCAAUGACACAAAAGAAAAGAAGAGGUCUGAUGAACCUCCAAAAUAUCCAGGAUUCAUUCUUCAGGCAAAAAGGAAUAAAGAAUCUAAACUCCGUUCAACAUCCCUUUCGUUGGAUGGCCUCUUAGACUAUACUGCCAAGGAUAUAGAGGAGUCAGUAUUUGAGCUUUCUUUGUUUGCUGAGUCAUUCGGUGAAAUGCUUCAACACAGAAUGGGUUGUGUUAUCCUGUCUUUUCUUGAGAAACUGUACAGGCGUUAUGUUGCGAAGAGGAAUCAACGUAAACGCCAAAGAGAGGAAGAUCUAAAGAAAGAAGAGAAGAAAUCCUCGGAGAAGCGAUCCAAGACUAAUCAUGAGACUAUAACUGAAAGUGUUGAUAAUCCAGGAGGCAGUGUUAAAAUAACAAAAGAGGGUGAAGAAAAGAUGAGCACAGAUCAAUCAGCAAAUGUCCAUGCUGAACUGUCAAAAGAGGGUCAGAUAAAACUUGGCACCGAUCAUCCAAUUGCUAACCAUGGUGAACCAGCAAAAGAGGGCGAUGAAAAUACGAGCACUGAUCAUUCAGAGGCUGUUCUUGAUAAACCUGCAGCUGAUGCAAAUAUGGAGGAGGAAGAUCCUGAAUACGAGGAAGAUCCUGAAGAAAUAGAAAUAUAUGAAGAUGAUGAGGACAUGGAUGAUGCUCAUGCUGAAGAACAGAUUGCAGAGCAGAAUGAGAACACAAACGACAGAGAGGUGAAGCCAGAAGAAGUAGCGACAGCAGAUGGUGGAAAUAACAAAAGUACAACACAGCUUGAGGUAGAAAAUAUUACUAAUAUCCAUGAAAGAGCUGCUUCAAUAGAGGAAAAGCAGUCCGUGGCAGAGAAAGGAGAUUCGGUGGAAGGUGGAGAAAAGGUAGUCAGUAAGGAGGUUAAGCCAGCAAAAGAUGAGGUGGUCGACAAGGACCUAUUGCAGGCCUUUAGGUACUUUGACAUAAAUAGAGCAGGAUAUCUCAAGGUGGACGAUUUAAAAUGUAUUCUUCACAACUUGGGGAAGUUUUUAUCAAGCAGGGACGUGAAGGACUUGGUUCAAAUUGCUCUUGUUGAGAGCAAUUCUGCAAGGGACAAUCGCAUAAUCUAUCCAAAGCUUGUGAAGAUAGCUGACCUGUAA
Molecule: messenger RNA, 1161 nt
Organism: Miscanthus lutarioriparius
Lineage: Eukaryota; Viridiplantae; Streptophyta; Magnoliopsida; Poales; Poaceae
Source: the annotation of a GenBank genome assembly